CGUACGUCUAUGUCCUUUGGUUCGGCCUGCGGAACAAAUGUUUCCGUAACAUUCCCGGGCUACAGUUUCACAUCGGACAUAAAUAUGUGUCGGACCAUCAUACCCAAACGAGGACUAGAAAGCCAAUAUAAGAAAUCUGGCGUUGUUUAACAGUUAGUGGGCUGAUGUAAUGAAAACAGUUACAUUAUCUCCGAGGCGGACAUGCUGAUUUUGUUGCCGAAGUUGUUUAUUUCCUGAGAAGAUGUUUGCCAGACCGUUUCGUGUAAAAUCCAACACCGCAAUCAAAGGAUCAGACAGGAGAAAGCUCAAAGCGGACAUAUCUGCAGCCUUUCCUUUACUGUCUGCUGAAGAACUCUCUGAGCUGAUCCCCAACAAAGAGGAGCUAAAUGUCGUGAAGAUUUAUGCACAUAAGGGAGAUGGCGUGAUACUUUAUGUUCUUCAUAAAAAUCCACUAUUCUUUGAACUGGAGAAACACAUUUAUCCAACAGUAUAUGUGCUUUGGCGCUACCCUGCUCUCCUGCCAGUAUUCAGAACAUGGCCUCCAGUGCUGCAGAAGUUGAUUGGAGGGGCAGAUCUCAUGCUGCCGGGAGUGGUGGUGCCUUCGAGUGGUCUCCCAGAUGUGCAACAGGGCAACUGCUGUUCUGUUACGUUAGUCAACAGUAGGGCUCCUGUUGCCGUUGGCACUGCUGCAGUGUCCACAGGAGAGAUGCUCAGUUUGGGUAUGAAAGGAAGAGGAGUGUGUGUUCUUCACACAUACAUGGAUAAUCUUUGGGCUUUUGGAGACAAGUCAUGUCCUCCUUCUCUACCAGAUGCAGAGAUUGAAGGACAGGGGGUGAAUGGAGAAGAAUACGAGUGUGAUGAGGAAGGCGAGGAGGGAGAGGAAGAGGUUGAGAAGUGUGUUGAGGAGGAGCAGAGUCCUAGUGAAGCGGCCCCAGAUCCAGCCUGCUCUGGUAUUGAGGAGCUGAGUCUGGCUGAGCAGGAGGAAGAGAAGGGGGAAAAGGGCAAUGAGGAAGAGGAGGAGAACCAGGGUGACCAUAAAAUGCUGCAAGAGACAAUGGACGGCCUGCUGCUGCAGUGUUUUCUCCACGCUCUCAAGAGUAAAGUGAAGAAGUCGGAACUCCCCCUGCUGACAAGUACAUUUCUGCGCAACCACAUGUUCGCCUGCUGCCCAACUGGAAAACAACUUGAUAUUAAGAAAUCCAGCUAUAAAAAGCUGUCCAAGUUUCUACAGGCCAUGCAGAAGCAACAUAACCUUGUGCGAGUGAAAGAACUGACCAAGGGUGUUGAGAGCAUUGUGGAGGUGGACUGGAAAAACCCAGAACUGCGCUCCUUCAGAGUUCCGCAGGAGACAGAUGUUGUAGCGGCUCCGGUUCAGGAUGGAGGGGAAGGAGAUCCUCCGUACCAUCCUCCUGAGAUCACAACUCUGUACUCGGUGUCAGCUCGACUGGAGCCUCUCUUUCUGGAUGCACAAAAGAGGAAAGGAGCAAUACUGCAGCCUGCUGAAGUGAGACAUAUUAUCACAGAGUAUGUGAAGAAGAAUGAACUGGUGGAUGAAAAUAAUAAAAACUAUGUGAACAUAAACCCCAUUCUGUGUGACUGCUUGCUGGAGAAAUCAGAGUACCAGGAGGUCGAGGCUCUCAAGUGGGACGACCUCUUUAGCAGGACGUUGGGAAGAAUGCAGGAAUGCUAUCAAGUUGUGUUCCCUGGUCAAGCACCCAUAAAAAAGAAGGGCCACAUCGAGCCCAUAGACAUCUCUGUUGCUUCUCGAGGCUCCAAUAAGAAGGUGACUCUAAUAAAAAACCUUGAUGUGUACGGUUUGGAUCCUGCAGUCGUGGCCACUGCUUUGCAGCGCAGAGUCCAGGCCAGCGCUGUUUUACAGCCCAUCCCUGGGUCCAAGGACAAGGUCUUGGUCCAGAUCCAAGGCAACCAGAUUCAUCAAAUCAGCAAUUUGCUGCUAGAUCAUUAUCAGAUUCCUCGCAAGUAUAUCCAAGGGCUAGACAAAGCCCCUAAGGGCGGAAAGAAGAAGUAACAUUUCAACUUUCAUUUAUUCAUGUAAUAAAGCUGGUUUACUGUC
This is a messenger RNA of Centropristis striata (black sea bass), 2074 nucleotides long. It is a transcript of the gene eif2d, whose product is annotated as eukaryotic translation initiation factor 2D. NCBI's taxonomy places the organism in Eukaryota, Metazoa, Chordata, Actinopteri, Perciformes, Serranidae. Gene Ontology annotation, biological process: translational initiation; formation of translation preinitiation complex. The record is from RefSeq and is a predicted model, not a curated record. The transcript is spliced from 15 exons. Gene Ontology annotation, molecular function: translation initiation factor activity. Bases 242 to 2029 code for a protein of 595 amino acids.